This is a messenger RNA of Seriola dumerili (greater amberjack), 1414 nucleotides long. Its product is annotated as guanine nucleotide-binding protein G(I)/G(S)/G(O) subunit gamma-10-like. NCBI's taxonomy places the organism in Eukaryota, Metazoa, Chordata, Actinopteri, Carangiformes, Carangidae. Gene Ontology annotation, molecular function: G-protein beta-subunit binding. Gene Ontology annotation, cellular component: heterotrimeric G-protein complex. Bases 95 to 310 code for a protein of 71 amino acids. Gene Ontology annotation, biological process: G protein-coupled receptor signaling pathway. The transcript has 3 exons. The record is from RefSeq and is a predicted model, not a curated record.
CACUCGGGUUUAGGGAAGUUGGGGUUAAUUUCCGCUCGGUAGUGGCCGUUCAUCUAUAAUAGCCGUCAACUCCUCUCUGCCGACAGCCGUCGUCAUGUCCAACAACAAUGCCAGCAACAACUUAAUUAUCGCUCAGAGGGCCGUGAAGCAGCUCCGGUUAGAGGCCAGUAUCCGGAGGAUCAAGGUGUCCCAGGCUGCUGCUGAGCUGAGAAACUUCUGUCUGCAAAAUGCCUCCAAGGACCCUCUCCUGGUCGGGGUCCCCUCCAGUGAUAAUCCCUUCAGACCUCCCAAGUCCUGCUCCCUGUUCUGAGAAAGAAACAAAGAGGAUCGGCAAAUUUCCCCAUCGAAGGCUUUCUUCACUUCUACUUGAUGUCUCUGUAGAUCUAUCAGCUCCUCUUGGGAUGAUGCAACAUUGGAAUUGGGUGGCGUUGGGGUUGGGGUUGGGGUUCGUCCACUUGUUUGCCAAAACUAACGGUAUCAUAACACCCAUCUGUUACAUUAAAGCAGGGCCAAACUACAUGUUCAAAAAAAUUGUUAUUGACACUAGCCUGACUAAUGAUUAAGCUGUCCUUAGUUUACCUAGUGCUUAACAUGCCCCGUGUCAGUUUACUGACUUAACAGUGUCUGUCUCCAGUCAGUGAAAUGCAGUCCAUGUGAUUUGCUACGGAAAGUACAACGUCCUUUUAUAUUUUGUGUGGAAAGUGGAGAAACUAUCAAAUAUUAAUUUAAACCAGGUGCUGUUUCAAGAAUAAGAAAAUGCUGUGUUAAAUAUAUGCAUAUAUAUAUAUAUAUAUACAUAUAUAUGUAUAGAUACACUGUAUUUCAUGUUGUGUCUUUACAAAACACUAACUGUGUAUGUGGCCAACAGACAUACUACUAGCUUCUGAGCUAAAAUGAUUGGUGUCUUAAACUACUCAUAUAUUUGUGGCAAUAGUAAAUGUGUUACUACUACUCUGAGGUACAAUAACACGGUACAGACUUUUAACACUUUCAGUGCAGGGCAUAUGAUUGUUGAUUAAGUGUUCAUCCAGUCCUUUUUGUGUAUAUAUUUAACAGCCUGUUAAGGGUGCUUUUAUUAGCCUAUAUCUGUUCCUGUCUUUAAUUUAAAAAAAAAAAAAAACAUGUCAAGGCCUUACACUAUUUGGAUAGUGAAACCUAGUAGUAAAUUUGAUGUAUAUCACUUUAGAUACAUAGAUGUUCACUUUAGAUACACAGAUGUUCAUAGUUAUUCAAAACGUCCAAAUAUUGUUUGUAUUUAAUGAAAAAUGCUGCAGUGACUUGUUGCAAUAAUCAAUUUCCACACUGGAAUCAUGCUCGGAUCAACCAAAACUUUUACUACUGUUAGCCUUUAUCUUUCUUAACUUUGCUACUGUGGGCAGCCUUUUAGAAAUUAAAUGACGUUUUUGGACAGGAA